Messenger RNA from Cryptomeria japonica (Japanese cedar), 2987 nucleotides. Its product is annotated as protein ACTIVITY OF BC1 COMPLEX KINASE 1, chloroplastic. Bases 514 to 2634 code for a protein of 706 amino acids. The record is from RefSeq and is a predicted model, not a curated record. Lineage: Eukaryota; Viridiplantae; Streptophyta; Pinopsida; Cupressales; Cupressaceae. Gene Ontology annotation, biological process: protein phosphorylation. Gene Ontology annotation, molecular function: protein kinase activity; ATP binding. The transcript has 15 exons.
AUGAGUGGAAGAAGUGCCGGAUAUGGAGUUUUUACCAGUACAUCAGGAAAGCGAACAUGUGGUGUCAAAUGGUUUGCUUUUAUGGGAUAAGUUCCAUGUAUGCCCAAAAGCUUUCCAUCUCUCACAGUCAAUGGCAGGCGGUUGAUAUUAUCUUCACCCAAAUUGGAUAAAGUUCAAUUCGACAUUACAUUUAUUCACCACCACUUAUGGCUGAUUAUGAAUACUAGCUACGUGGCACUGCACGGAACUGUUGUGCAGAGUAUAUAGAUCACAGCUCUGGGCUUCAGUUUGUACUUUCCCGUCUGCGAAGGCAGUCUUCGUCAGUCUCGAAAUUGGAACAUUAUUUAAGGAGAAAUUAUUAUAAAUCAAAUUGGAACCCAGAAAGUUUUCCUCACUUGUCUGGAGGAUUCUUUAACAGGCCUUUGUAUUCUGCGUUUUAUUCUACUAAGGCAGGGCACCUGACUAGCUUUUAAGCUUAUCACUAUUUAUUUGCUUCUAUACAUUCCAUCUAGAAUGGAUGUUACCAGGAUGUGGCAAUUUGUGCCACAAUGUAAUAGUUAUUUAUUGUCUGGGGAUUUCAACAAGCCUUCUGGAAGCAGCAGCCAUUUUAGUACAUUAUUUUAUCAUAAAUUAUAUGACAAUAAUCUAAAUGUAAAAACAAAUAUAGAUUUUCACAAGAUAGAAAAGCUAGUACCAGCAAAACAGAAAAGAAAUAUUCUGGUUAAUGCAGUAGCAAGUUCAGUUUCUGGUGUGCAAGAAGCUCCAACAAAAAAGAAAGUAUUAUUACAAAAAAGAGGAGCAAAAGGUAGUUCAAUGAUGUUACUUUCUCAGGAGAAGUCAAGUAAAGCUAUGGAGGAGCUAGAUUUAGAACGAGGGGUUUGCAUUCCUUUUCGUAAAUAUACUCCAGAAUUGGUCAGGAAAACUGUUCUACAGUCAAGUGGAACAAUAUUCUCUCUUAUUAGCCGUGGAGUGGAGAUCCUCUGGAAAUUAGGGCUAUACUGGACUACACUCUCCAUUGAUAAGCUUGUUGGGAGGGGUCCAGAGGUAGUUCCACUGCGUGCAGGGCAACUACGGUCUUUACUUUGUGACUUGGGACCUUCCUUUAUCAAGGCUGGUCAGGUUUUGGCUAACAGACCUGAUAUAAUACGUGAAGAUUAUAUGAAUGAACUUUGCAUCCUUCAAGACGAUGUUCCUGCAUUUCCAAAUCAGGAGGCUUUCCAAAUUAUAGAAGAAGAUUUAGGUGCACCUCUCGAACGCAUAUUUAGCAAAAUUUCUUCUCAGACAAUAGCAGCUGCAAGUUUGGGCCAAGUGUACCGUGCUACUCUUCGCAGUUCAGGGGAGGAGGUUGCUAUUAAGGUGCUAAGGCCAGGAAUUGAACCUAUAAUUUAUAAGGAUCUCUUCCUUUUUCGAACUCUAGCUUCCUUUUUGAAUGGCAUUAGUCUUCAGAAGCUUGGUUGCAAUGCAGAGCUUAUUGUUGAUGAAUUUGGUGAAAAGUUGCUGGAAGAACUUGAUUAUACACUUGAGGCACGUAAUAUUAAGGACUUCUUGGAAAACUUCAAAAAUGAUCCAACAGUUAAGAUUCCUCUCGUAUAUACAGAUCUUUGUGGUUCACGGGUUCUUGUGAUGGAAUGGAUUGAUGGCAUCCGUUGCACUAAUCCACAGGCUAUAAAAGAAGCUGGCAUUCGUGUUUCUGAUUUUCUCACAGUUGGCGUAUCUGCUGCUUUGAGACAACUGCUAGAAUUUGGUUUGUUUCAUGGAGAUCCACAUCCUGGGAACAUUUUUGCAAUGCGUGAUGGACGCAUUGCAUAUGUCGACUUUGGAAAUGUUGCAGUGCUUAGUCAGCAAAAUAAACAGAUCUUGAUAGAUGCAGUUGUCCAUGCUGUGAAUGAAGAUUAUGUAGAAAUGGCAAAUGAUUUUACAAGGUUGGGAUUCCUGGCUCCUGGUACAGAUGUAGCUCCUAUUGUUCCAGCAUUAGAAGCGAUAUGGCAGAAUUCUGUUGGGAAAGGACUUUCUGACUUUAAUUUUAGGAGUGUUACUGAAAAAUUCAACAAACUUGUGUACCAGUAUCCAAUACGUAUACCUGAAAGAUUCUCUCUUGUUAUUCGGUCAUUGCUGACUCAGGAAGGAAUCUGUUUCACUCUUCAACCAGACUUCAAGUUUCUUGAGGUAGCUUAUCCAUACGUGGCAAAACGCCUCCUGACAGACCCUGAUCCAGCACUACGAGAACGCCUUGUUCAGGUGCUUUUCAAAGAUGGAUUAUUUCAGUGGAAACGCCUAGAAAAUCUCAUUGUGCUGGCAAAAGAGCAAGUGGCCAUCAUGAGUCGGAGUCCAGCAUUGCAAGAAAGAACCAGACAAGGCAUAACAAAUCAGCAAGUUGAAAGAAAACUAGAUCUGACAGAUACACUUAAAGAUGGUGCUAGAGUGGUAAUGGUAGAUGCUGGCAUUCGCCGUCAACUUCUUUUAGCCUUGACAGAGGAUUCAAAAUUGCAUAUUAAAGAGCUUAUGGAUAUUUACAGAUUAGUUGAAGGGGAAUUUGAUAUUCCCUCAUUAGCUAUAGAUCUUGUUCAAGGACUGCCAGCUGCUACACGAGAUAUGAUCCUGUCUUGGAGUGAGUCUGUUCUGCUAGAUCGUUGAGAAUGGAAGUGUAAGCCAUUGUAACUUUUGAGUUUUGGGGAUUAUUUUAAGUUAUUAACGUCAUAAGUUAUUCUGGAAACUGUAGGGAGAAAAAAAAAUUAAAUGGUAAGUUAUCUUAGCAGAGAUUUAAUAGGCUUGAUGGAAACUGUUCCUCUUGUAGUAGAAAUAUCUUUUUAAUUCAAAUUCUAAAGAAUACUCAAGGAAGGGUGCAUGUUUACCCAUCAUUUAAAUUUGUAUUUGUAUAUUACAAACCUUGGAAUCAAUAUUGCUAUAGAUUCUUGUAUUUUCUAUGCUUGUGCAAGUUGUGCUAUGGACUUAUGAAUGAAUCAUUGAUUUCAUUAUUUAUGGCACCA